Scomber scombrus (Atlantic mackerel) is the source of this 7089-nucleotide messenger RNA. It is a transcript of the gene wrap73, whose product is annotated as WD repeat containing, antisense to TP73. Gene Ontology annotation, biological process: protein localization to mitotic spindle pole body; mitotic sister chromatid segregation; microtubule anchoring at mitotic spindle pole body. NCBI's taxonomy places the organism in Eukaryota, Metazoa, Chordata, Actinopteri, Scombriformes, Scombridae. Gene Ontology annotation, molecular function: protein binding. Bases 5651 to 6784 code for a protein of 377 amino acids. The record is from RefSeq and is a predicted model, not a curated record. The transcript is spliced from 10 exons. Gene Ontology annotation, cellular component: microtubule organizing center; mitotic spindle; MWP complex.
CAAGUCCUGCCAAUGAUGGUCUGCUGCUCAUAAAAAUAUGACAAUAGUAAACUUGAACAACAAUGAACGAAAAAAACAUUAACCCAGACAUAAAAAACCCCCCAAACAAUUAAUUUAAAGAAACCAAUCCAAACACAAAACGUAGGAGGAGUUUAGAAAGUAUGUUUUGCAUAGUGAUUGAAUUAAUCGUCUUUGGCAGAUUUGUUCAAUUAAUUAAAUGCUACUGAAGAAAAUAUCUCUCUUACAUUUAUUCAAAACUACAGCAUUCUCAGUGUAGUGAAAUAUGAAUGGAAAACCUCGGGUCCUAUUUUCAAAGAACAGCUUAUUUUUCAGAUGUUUUCCAUUAAGGAAAUAGGAUUGCAUAAUUUAAUGUGUUUUUUUUAAACAGACAUUUUCAGGAACCUGAACCAGCUUAACCUGAGUUGGUUUGGUAGCAUUUCAAUUAAUCAAUGAAUGUAUUGUAGUUCAACUGUCACUGGAUUUAUUAGGCUGAUGAUUAUAUUUGAGAGUUUUUAAAAAGUCUAAUAUUGAUAAAUUAAGUUUUACUGAAACACACAACACAACACCACACAACUAAACAUUUUUAAUAAAGAUCCCUUCAAUUUGUUUUUGUUUUUUUAACAAUUGUGUCCAAGAUAUGUACUGAGUGUUACAUUUUAUAGUUUGAAACUGAUCUUGUCAGUGCUCUCUGGGGGACAAAUUAUGUAAUUGAAUUAUAGAGCAACUAUUUCUAGAUUAUUGCUAACAUACUGUAUGUUUGUACUGGAAGUCUUUAAUGUACACAAUGAAUCUGUGAUGAGCUAAUAUGUGCCAGUAUAUUGGCAUAGGCAUGAAUGGAAAUAUUGCAGAGAACAGAGAAGGGCCCAGAAUCAAACCUUGGUGAUCACCAGAGUUUGGCAGUACUGUCUGUGGCAUUUAGAUUGUUUUCUUCAGUAUUUACAUAGUAUAAUGGGACAUCCCUAUGUAGUGGGUGUGUGACUAGUAGAAAUGAUUUCAUACCAUGAUACAGAACCUCUGACAUAGCAAAGGUCCCAGAAAGAAUUCAGUUAAUUACUUUAUGGAUCACUCUUCACUGGUAGUUUGUGCGCUUGCCCAAAAUAGGUUUAUGGACAAUGAAGGAAGACAGUGAUGAGAUGUUGAGUGUUGCUUAUAUAGGUCUGUAGAGAGACACCCAGACUUUUAAAGAUGCAUUUCCGUUCCAUGCUGUGCCUUCCGACUCCUGUUUUAUAUUCACUUCUCAGUAAACAUGUGUUGUAGGGAGAGAGAAGAUAUAGCUGCUACCCUUGGGCCAUGUGGAAUAUGACGGGGGCACUGUGGUGGGCCCUGUCUGUCAUGCUGAACCUGACUCCAGGAAUCACUUGACAGGUGUUGUGGCCAACACAACUGUGUCUGGUCUGGAGAAGGGUGCAUGGAGUGCAAGCGUCUGUGGCAUGUCUGCUUUGUGUCUGUCUACAUCUUCCAAAAAAGAAAAAAGGAAUAGGAUUGAAUGGAGACUCCUUCCCUGAUAGAGAUAUGGCAUCUGCAUAGAACAGUAUAUCAUCGGAUUUAGACUGUCAGUGUGAGUUGCAAUCAUUUUAUGGAUCAGCACAUGAAGUAGUAGUUCAAAUAAUCAAUAUCAAAAGUAAAUGAAUCCUUGUGAACAUCCAUUAUUUUUCUUUAAGGUGCUUAAUGUAAUUUGUUUACUUUCAUGAUGUUUGGCUGAGAAGGAAAAAUCAUUUUCAACUAUUUUGAUAAUGAGUCAGUUUUUUUCUUGUAAAGAAGAGACAUUUCUUAGUUCCUCAAUAGUGAGUAUUUCUUGUUUUUCUCUGACUUAUGUCAUAGUCAAGUGAAUAUCCUUUAUGGAGUCAAGUUGUUGAACUCUGUUGGAGUGUUGGUUGGACAAAGCAGGACGUUUGAACACUUUAAGCUUAAGGAAAUUGUGAUGAUGGACAUUUUUCACUGUUCUCUGGUAUUUUUUAUAGCAGAGAAACUGAUGUUGUCACUGGAAGAUCAGAUAAUGAUACUCUGUGAUCUUUAAGUCACACUGGGAACAGCUAUUAAAUUCUGCUCAAACAAGUCUCCCCAAAUCAGUAUGUCUGGUCAGAAAGUGUUGAGCCACCAGGAAAUCAGGUUAGGGAGGAUUAGGUUAUACCAUAAUGUUGGGCACAAAUUAUUCCUCAUUUGUCUUUGUCAUGGUUGUUUCUGAGAAAAAACAACAACUUCAUGGGUAUUUUUUAACGGUUUAACGAUAACAAGCUUCUCAUGGUAGUUCACCACAUCACAAUAUCCUCACACCCAGGUUUUUUUUUUUUUUAAACAAAAAAAACAGCUGUUACUUACUGCCCCAUAGAGGUAUCACUUGGUUAAAUAUGAGCAGGAAGUUUAAGUAGUGAUUAGUGUCACUGAGAAUCUUUGUAUAGUUGAGGUUGCGAAAACAAAUUUAACAGAGGCAAAUUAGGCACUUGCUACCAUCUUGCCAAGGGGCCCACUGAACUUACCUUCACCCCAACCCAAGAUUUCAUUAAGGCUGUGCCAGACUGGUGUUCGUGUCAGGCUUGAAUUUCAGCCCCACUCAUAAACAGCCUGCUAUAUUAACUUGUUUAGGGACAGCUGCCUGUGGUGUGGAUCGUGCCUCUAUGUGUGUGUGUGUUUAUCUGUCUGUCUAUGUGUCAGUAAAUCUGCUUAGCUAGCUGUGUAUGUGUGUGUCUGUCUGACUGGCUGUCUGUCUUUGUGUAGCUGGUGUGUUUCAGUUGCAAACAUAACAUCUUCAGGUCUUUCUGAUUUUCAUGUCCACAAAUUACUAGCUCACGACUGAAAUUAUGAUAGUGGGAGAGUGACUUAAGGUGUCAGUCUCUAGUGCUAAUAGAGGUUUAUGACAGAUGUAGACAGACUACAGGUGAGUACUGCUACUCCAGCUAGAAAUGUAAAGGCUUUGAUUUAAAACUUUCUUUGUUGUCUGCGAAAGAAGACAAACAAAACAAAACAAACCCCCCCCCAGCUGUUUUCAGAUGCAGGGCGGUGCCAUGUCACAGAUUUCAUAGAAAGUCACAUUGCUGAAACCCAGCCUGGAUUGUGAGACUUCACGCAAGUCAUCCCCUCUUUGAAUUCCAGUCCUUUAUCUUAGAACCUCACAAAAUGCCACUCACACAUCCAUGUUAAUCCACGUUUACCAGCUGAGGGGUGAUAAACUGAGCGUGGAAAAACUCCAGCCAAGGACAUCAUUGAGCUUGACGUCUCUAAUGGUUUUUACAUUGCUGGCAUCGGAUUAGCAAUAGCAUUCUUGGCCAGAACUCCUGGAGCCUUGCUAACAUGUAGCAUUGUUGGCAGCAAUGCUUCUGGACUAAACUGCAAGCGUAAGCAGCUGCCACACUAAAACAUGGGACAAUAGCUCACCCAUACCUAUGUGUGGGUGCGGAAGGCUCCAGUUCCUUGGUAGAAUCAUGAGUCUGUAACAGGAGAAAUAGGCCUAUAUUAGUUUGAGAUGGCUUCCUGUAUGGAAUGCGUACAGUCUAAUCCUCUGCUGACAGAUAGGCCUAUAUGGCAUCAAACACACUCACCCAUUCUCUAGCAAUCGCCUAGGCGCACAACAAAAAUGGCUGAUAAGUUUUAUUCCAGGUUGCUGUCAGUAAUCUGCAACUGAUCUUAUUUAUCAUGUUGCCAAUGGCUAGCCUGUUGGGAAUGAGAAUGAAUCUUGUUGUGAGUACUUGCUAAUAGAUAUUAAAUGGAUGUGCUGGUAGAAAUUGGCCACACUUAUCUCAUUUGGCAGUGUCUUAAGAAGUUGUCUUGUCAUAACAUGUCAAGUGAAGUUUAUUUGUAUAGCUUUUAUUUACAGUCUCUAAGGAUAUCACAACAGCCCCCCCCCCCCCACACACACACACACACACACACACACACACACACUCUUUACAACUACCUCGUUUAUGAAACAGUGGGAAGAAACUAGGAAAUAUCUCCUAAUGAAAAAUCCAUGUGCAUACAGUGAUCAAAACAAUACUAAAAUACAAUGAUGUAUUUGUCUGUAAUUAGAGCCAGUACUGAUCAAGAGUUGCAAUUGAUGCUAACCCCAACACAGAAAUGAUUUUUUCCAUCUCUGCUGGAUAAACAGCAGCUGCCGUAGUGGAGUUUUGCCUUUUCACACCAUCCUUAAGUCUCUUGCCCCCAUCCCCAAGCUGCUGCUCACCUUUGGAGAAGAUACUUAAUCUAAAGUGUAGCUUUAGAAACUAAGGAUCUUAUUCCUUGCCACCCCACAUGGAAAAGCAUGUCCCACCUAUUUUCCUCAUGCUACCCUUCCUCCACUCAGUUUAAAGUUACACUGCCUUUCGGGUCUUGAUCUCCCUGCAUCCCCUAUGCCGUGGGUUCAAGGCAUCUAAGAAGUGUAAGUGUGUUUGUGUUUGAGCAGUGUUGAUAUUGGUUGCCAUGGCACCGUGUCUGAGGGGAUGUCCAGGAAGCGUGCAGUGAGGUGUUAUUACAGGGUCUACACAGCUGGAUGUCUUGACCAAACAGGAGGCUCGACACUUCAGCCCAGUGAGGUGACAGACGUUGGCCCAGUUCAAAUGUCUGUCUGAACACCAUGAUGAAAGCUUGUUCAAUAGUUUUAGCCCUGCACAUUCUCAAAUGCAAAAUGCUAUAAUACCCUAAAGGAUAAGCUUACAUUUUUACAGAUUUUUUUUAAUAUAGUAUAAUUUAUUUUUGUUAUUAAUAAUUUUCACAUGAGUGCGUUCAGGGUUCUGUCCAUAAUUUCUGGCUGUGUUUAUUAUCAUUUCAAAAUAGUAAGAUGUUUUCUUGUUACUAGCUAAAAUUGUGCAAAUAAUGCAGCAGUCUCAUUUGUAGGUGAAGUGGUGGUGAUACAGUAAUGGUACAGUGCCACUGUUUGUGCAGACCUUGGUGUUGAAGAUAACAUGGUGGCUUAUGUUAAAAAAAAAAUAGCUGAGAGCUGGUUAACCCAAAGUGAAGAACUUGGCAGGAGACUGCUGUGUCUUACACAGGAACAUUUAUUGAAGCUCGAUUGAGGAGAACAGAGUUUCAGUACAAAGUGAAACACUGUUCAGUGCCAUUCAGUUGUCCUCAAUCAAGCUUCAUAAUUAUUUUUUUUGUUUAACAUGUAUUUUGUCAUCUGUUUUGAGUUGGCUUCUUAUAUUUUUUGUCUUCUUGGCUAGCGUACAUAACCAGUUUAGUUCAACAUUUUCACAGCCUUAACAUGCAAAGCAUGAUCAGACAGGGCUCCAUGCACCCAUAUUGUGUUGGCUCACUGUAGGCUUUAAAAUGAAGUAUGGGUGCCAUGCUUGUGCAGUGCAGUGUUGGACUUGCAUGCCCAUGCUAAUUGGAUUGUUUGUCACUGUUGUGUUUAAAAGAGGAGUGAAACAUACAAGAAGCUGCAGAAAUCUUGUUGUGCACUAUCAGAAAAGCAGCUUUCAACUAUUGAACUAUGUUGAACACAAUGGCCUGCAGAAAAUGAAUGCUGAUGGUACACUGUAUGUAUAUGUAAAUAUCAUCAAUUAGUAACAUUUAGUAUGGUCACAAAAUGUAAUGUAUUUGUGUGCUGUCACUUGUGGCCAGUUAUUGUUGGCAGUGAAUGCAGCAACAGAGUCUGAACAGCUCAACACUCAGGCAGCUGCACAGUAGUACAGACCACAGAUCUGUAAUAGUGUCACAAAGACACUAAGUCACUGUUAUGUGUUCCUUGUUUCUUGAAGGGCAAGAUGCCACACUUCAUUCUGGUCCUUGGGUCAAAAUAUGCUGCAUUGUUGGCUCAGAGCCACCUACGUUUGGCAUCAAUCUUGCUGAUGUGAGACUGCUGAGAGUCACCGUCUGGUCCCUGUGCACCAAAGCUGUGUCUUACAUCAAGUAUCCCAAAACAUGUCAGAAGGGUGUAGAUUUCAGCAGAGAUGGCUCCUAUAUGGCCUUGGCUGAACGCCGUGAUUGUAAAGACUAUAUCAGUGUAUUUGUGUGCGAUGACUGGCAUUUACUCAGGCAUUUUGAGACUGAGACACAGGAUCUGGCAGGUUUAGAGUGGUCUCCCAAUGGUUGCGUGUUGGCAGUGUGGGACAGCUGUCUGGAGUACAAGGUGUUGCUGUAUUCUUUGGAUGGUCGCUUGCUGUCGACUUACAGUGCCUAUGAGUGGUCUCUGGGUGUAAAGUCUGUGACCUGGAGCCCCAGCAGCCAGUUCCUGGCUAUUGGCAGCUACGAUGAAAAAGUGCGCAUCCUCAAUCACAUCACAUGGAAGAAAAUCACACAGUUUGAGCACCCGGCAACCAUCAACAACACAAAAGCUGUUGUGUACAAGGAAGUGGAGAGCAGGACAACUGUUGGUAGUGAUGACUUGUCGCUACACAACAUCACAAUUGGCACCACCCUGUUCAACACCCAGAGCAGAUACGAGAUCUGCCCAUUCCCGGUCCAAAUACCUGUGGUCAAACCAGACCCAGACCGUGCCAACCCCAAGAUCGGUGUCUCUACUCUGGCAUUCAGCUCAGAUAGUCGCUACCUAGCAACCAAAAAUGACAACAUGGCCAGUGCUGUCUGGGUGUGGGACAUGCAGAAUAUGAGCCUGGAGGCUGUGCUUGAGCAGAUAUCGGCCGUGCGUUGCUUUCAGUGGGACCCCCGACGCCCCCGGCUGGCACUGUGUACAGGCAACAGUAAACUCUAUCUCUGGUCCUCGGCAGGCUGCGUUUCUGUCCAAGUCCCCACUGAAGGUGGUUUCCAGGUCCAAUCACUAAGCUGGCACUGCAGUGGAGACUCUCUUAUCUUGCUUGGAAAGGAUCAGCUGUGUUUGUGCUACAUGGACACUGAUCAGGAGGACAAGUAAAUCACACAAAAACAAUAACUGGAUAACAUUUCAGACUUAUUCUGCCAUAAACACUUGGCCAGGAAUGUGUUAUGGUGGGGAUGAAGAUGUUGAACUGUAGAUGCUGACUAUUAAAUGCCCCCAAUGCAGGUUAGUGGGAUGUUGUUGAAAACCUGACAUGACAUGCUUGCAUCCUUGAAUGCAAACUGAAGCACUAGUUCCAAGCACUGUGAGAUGAUUUUAUAAAGUUUUAUAGCAUUGAGUUUAUUUUUUGUUUAAGUAUUUUGUAUAUGUGUUCCCAUGAAAUUGUGUAAUUAUUUUUGAAU